Molecule: messenger RNA, 1469 nt
Organism: Aspergillus candidus
Lineage: Eukaryota; Fungi; Ascomycota; Eurotiomycetes; Eurotiales; Aspergillaceae
Gene: scw4
Product: putative cell wall glucanase (Scw4)
Exons: 2
Coding region: 206-1276 (356 amino acids)
Biological process (GO): cell wall organization; carbohydrate metabolic process
Cellular component (GO): fungal-type cell wall; cell surface; extracellular region
Molecular function (GO): 1,3-beta-glucanosyltransferase activity; glucan endo-1,3-beta-D-glucosidase activity
Source: RefSeq, a predicted model, not a curated record
GGUUCCCUUGCUGGGGAAAUUCCCCACACUUUAUUCUUUCUCUAUAACUUCUUUAUGAUCGUGUCUUCUUCCUAAAGAUUGUCAAUCUCCAUAUCGACCUGUCCAGUCAACAGAACGCGUCUGUGCAAGCUUGGAGAGCUUACUAUCAAGAACCCAUUGUGCACGAUCUCAACCUGGAUUGACUCCAGCCCCGGACAGAUCAACAAUGAAGUGCAUUAUUCUCCUUCUGGCUGUGCUCCUGCUCAGCAUCCAGGUGGCUGCGCUUCCUCGCGUUGUCGCCAGAGAUGGGCCUUUCGAUACUGUGAUUGUGCUGGUCGAUGAGGCUGGCAAGCCUAUCAAAUACGUGACGGAUGCUGCCAAUGGCCUCUUGUCUCAAUUCCAGCCGAAGCCCGAGCCCGACCCUAAACCGGAGCCCAAACCCGACCCCAAACCCGACCCCAAACCCGACCCCAAACCCGAACCUAAACCAGAGGAGACCGAACCCAACACCGACGCCCGCGUCCCCCACGGCAUCUCCUACAGCCCCUACAACGCCGACGGGACCUGCAAGACGCAAUCCCAAGUCAACGCCGACAUCGCGCGCAUCCAGCCCCAAUACGCCUUCGUCCGCAUCUACGGCGUCGACUGCGACCAAACACACACAGUAACCACCGCCGCACGGAAACACAACAUGCAGGUCUUCGCAGGCAUCUACGACCUCCAAGACUACGCCUCCAGCCUCCAAACCAUCAUCAAGGCCGCCUCAUCCGACUGGUCCACAAUCCACACCAUCUCCAUCGGCAACGAGCUCGUCAACCGCGGCCAAGCCACCCCCCAACAAAUGGUCCAAGCCCUACAGCAAGCGCGCGACACGCUUCGCCCCGCCGGCUACCAAGGCCCCAUCGUAACAGUCGACACCUUCACCAUGCUCCUCGCGCAUCCCGAGCUGUGCACCGCGUCCGACUACUGCGCGGCGAACUGCCACGCGUUCUUCGACGCAACGCAGUCGGCGGCUGGCGCGGGCGCCUACGUCGCUGGUAAGGCGGGGGAGAUCUCGCGCAAGGCGGACGGGAAGCGCGUUGUGAUUACCGAGUCUGGGUGGCCACAUGCUGGGCAGGCGAAUGGGAAGGCUGUGCCUUCUGUGGAGAAUAAUAGGGCCGCUGUGCAGAGCCUUAGGGAGAGCUUUCGGGGGAAUCCGGCGGAUUUGGUUCUGUUCUCGGCGUUUGAUGAUGCUUGGAAGAAGGAUGGGGAGGGCACGUUUGGGGCGGAGAGGUUUUGGGGGAUCCAUGGGUUGUAGUCUCCUUUCUUCUUCUUGUUCCUCCUCUUCUUCUCUGUUUCCUUCUUUGAUCCUUCUUGAGGGGAGAGAAAGAAAGAAGGAUAAAAGCUGUGAUUUUACUGUACCUUACUUUACCUUCUUCUGUGCCUAGUUUCGGCAUUCUCGUUCAUGUAUUUAGUUUAGUUCUUUACUUGACUUGACUUGAGAGAUGAAU